Molecule: messenger RNA, 252 nt
Organism: Closterium sp. Naga37s-1
Lineage: Eukaryota; Viridiplantae; Streptophyta; Zygnematophyceae; Desmidiales; Closteriaceae
Source: the annotation of a GenBank genome assembly
AUGGCGAGAAAGAAGGUCUCAGAGGUGAUUAAGGUGAACCCUAAGGACAUGGGGGGGAGGAAGACGCUGCCGUGUUUCACGGAGAUGAUGGCGUUCAUGAGCUGCAUCAAGGAGAACUCGUUCGACACGACGCCGUGCCAGAAGCACCUCACCGCGCUCGACGCGUGCAUGGACACGCAGAGGUCCAAAGGCAAGACCAGAAACACAAUCAAUUUCCAUUUGCAAAGAAUAGCCAAGUCCAUGAAAAGAUAA